Molecule: messenger RNA, 729 nt
Organism: Eubalaena glacialis (North Atlantic right whale)
Lineage: Eukaryota; Metazoa; Chordata; Mammalia; Artiodactyla; Balaenidae
Product: interleukin-36 alpha-like
Biological process (GO): inflammatory response to antigenic stimulus; cytokine-mediated signaling pathway; cellular response to lipopolysaccharide
Molecular function (GO): interleukin-1 receptor binding; cytokine activity
Source: RefSeq, a predicted model, not a curated record
AUGCCUGAGUUCACUGGGGCUGGCCAGGUGCCUGAGUUUGUGGUGGUAAGCCUGGAACCUGAGUCUGUGUGGGUGGGCCUGAAUCGUGGGUCUGUGCAGGCCAGUCAGGUGCUAGGGACCCCUGGGGUGGACCUGGCAUCUGGGUCCACAGGUUCUGGACUGGUGCUGGGACAGGCCUGGAUUCUGGGUUCACAGGAGCUGGCCUGGAAGGCUCUGGGUUUAGGUCUGAACAAGAUUCACAGGUACAACUGCUUCUGCAGGAAGGUAGGCUACAUCCAAGAAGGUGAGCAGGGGAAUAUUCAGGAUGUCAAUCAUCAGGUGUGGGUCCUUAGCCAGACCCUCAAAGCAGUCCCAAGGAAGCACCUUAUGGAUCCAGUCACUGUUACCUUAAUCUCAUGCAAUUAUACGGAGACACUUGAGGACAGAGGGAAUCUCGUCUACCUGGGACUGAAGGAGCCGGAGCUCUGCCUAUUCUGCACGGAGGUCAAGGGGCAGCCCACACUGCAGCUUAAGGAACAGAACAUAAUGGAUCUGUACUGCCGAACCGAGCCUGUGAAGCCCUUUCCCUUCUACUAUGACCAGAGCAGCAGUACCUCCACCUUUGAGUCUGUAGCCUUUCCUGGUUGGUUCAUUGCUUCCUGCUCCAAUGGAGGCUGUCCUCUCAUUGUUACCCAAGAACUGGGGAAAGCCUACACCACUAACUUUUGGUUCACUGUACUUCAGGCUUAA